CGCCAAAUUCCUCAACACCUUCUUCGACCGCCUUUUCGAGCGAUUUGACGUCCCUCACAUCUGCCGAGACACCGAUACACUUUCGCUUCGUCUGUCUAGACAGCUCUGCCGCUGCAGAGGUGAUCUUCUCCUUGUUGCGGCCGACAAUGAUGGCAUUGCAGCCGUGCCUCAUCAUGGCCAAUGUCAUGCCCUUGCAGAUGCCUGAUCCGCCGCCUGUCGUGAGCACAGUCUUGCGAUAGAAGACAUCCUCUCGGAAGACUGCAUCUGAUCUGACUGACAUGGCUCGCAGCUGCUCAGCUUGGUUUGCCCGGCCCGGUAAAGCUAAAAGUCUCUCUGCCGACGCGACUCGUCGAGAUUUCGAUAGUCGGCGGGCGAUUGCAAGGUGGGAGCAGACAUGGGGCUGGAGGAUAGGCUGGAGACAGCACUGCGCUCGAGGCAUGUGCGGGGCAAUCUACGCAGCAUAGACGGCAACAUGCCAGCGAAACACGAGGUCGUCGACUUUUCCUCGAAUGACUAUCUCUCUCUGGGAUCAUCCCAACGGCUCCAAGAGACACUCAUCAGCUCGCUCAGAUCAGCAUCUUGCUACGGACCGGCAUCAUCCAGACUCCUUGACGGCAACACGAGUGCACACAGACAGCUCGAGCAGAGGCUCUGUGACACAUUCAACGGCAAGAGUGCGCUGCUCUUCAAUUCUGGCUACGAUGCAAACGCAUCCCUCUGGUCGGUCCUCCCCUGCGCCGAUGACUACGUCUUGUACGACGAGUAUGUCCACGCCUCCACACAUGAUGGCUUGCGGCUAUCGCGAUGCCCAAAGAGCCAACGACAGCCCUUCCAGCACAACAGCGUCUUGCACCUACGGCAAAGCUUGCAAUCGAUUCUUGCGACUUCUGACAAGGUCAGGACGGGACAAGCAGAUGUCUUUGUGGCAGUAGAAUCACUCUACAGCAUGGACGGCGAUCUGGCUCCUUUGCCAGAUCUGCUAGCGGCUAUCGAGCAAGAGCUGCCGCUGCGUAAUGCCCACCUGAUGGUCGACGAGGCUCAUACGACCGGCCUGUAUGGUCCGGGCGGACGGGGCCUGGUCUGUCAUUACGGCCUUGCUGCUCGCGUGCCUUUGCGGCUACACACCUUUGGCAAAUCACUCGCGAGCAACGGCGCGGUCCUGCUGUGCUCGCCCACGCUCAGGCGCUACCUCGUCAAUUACGCUCGUCCGCUCAUCUACAGCUCCACCCUGUCGCACUUCGCCAUCAAAGCCAUCGAUGCAGCGCUCACGGAGAUGCUGGCAGCCAGUGCUGCAAGGCAACACGUACUCGAGCUGUCUGCUCGAGCGCGAAGACAGUUGACGCGACUACUCGAGCAGCCUGCUCAUGCUGAGCGUCGUCUGCACCUCAUGCCGCUCUGUUCCGCUGAUCACCUCCAGUGCUCGCCCAUCAUACCCAUUCUCAGCUCUCAACCUCGCAUGCUUGCCGUCUUCUUGCAAGCGAAAGGCCUCUUGCUGCGACCGAUAGCCUAUCCCACUGUCCCCAUCGGAACAGAGCGAGUCCGGCUUUGCAUACACGCCCGCAAUACGCAAGCUCAGGUCGAUCUGCUACUUUCAGCACUACAGGAAUGGCUCGAAAUGAGUCCGUCGUCCACUCCCCAGCUGCUCAGUCCGCAGAAUAGCACAAUGAGGGAAGCGCAUCUGUAAUGUGUGAGUUGCAAAUUGCAUAUGUUGACAACAAGCAAAGUCU
Molecule: messenger RNA, 1727 nt
Organism: Mixia osmundae IAM 14324
Lineage: Eukaryota; Fungi; Basidiomycota; Mixiomycetes; Mixiales; Mixiaceae
Exons: 3
Coding region: 473-1684 (403 amino acids)
Biological process (GO): biosynthetic process
Molecular function (GO): pyridoxal phosphate binding
Source: RefSeq, a predicted model, not a curated record